AUGGCCACUCUUCAAUUCACCUUCACCGACUCAACCUCCUUGUUCAGGCCUUCUCUCCCUUCCUCGCGAACUUUCCAUCGGAAUCGAAGCCUCAUUGUCAGAGCCUCUUCUUCUUUCGACGACUUCUCCCGGAGCAGGAGACGCUUGCUCGCCGAAACCGCCGCAAUUUCGGUUUCGCUUCCUCACUUUGCGGCGAGGGCCGAAGACACGCUUUCGGAGUGGGAGAGAGUGUACCUCCCCAUCGACCCCGGCGUCGUGCUUCUUGACAUCGCUUUUGUCCCCGAAGACCCCAACCACGGUUUUCUCCUCGGGACGAGACAAACAAUUCUGGAGACGAAGGAUGGAGGAAACACUUGGGCUCCGCGUUCCAUUCCCUCUGCCGAAGACGAAGAUUUCAACUAUCGCUUCAAUUCUAUCAGUUUCAAAGGGAAGGAAGGGUGGAUAGUUGGAAAACCUGCGAUUCUGUUGUACACUGCUGAUGCUGGAGCAAGCUGGGAGAGAAUACCGCUCAGUGCUGAACUUCCAGGGGAUAUGGUGUACAUAAAGGCGACCGGUGAGAAGAGUGCAGAGAUGGUGACUGACGAAGGUGCAAUAUAUAUUACUGCUAACAGAGGUUACAACUGGAGGGCUGCUGUUCAGGAAACUGUGUCAGCUACUCUUAACAGAACAGUUUCUAGUGGUAUUAGUGGUGCAAGCUAUUACACUGGGACUUUCAAUACUGUCAAUCGCUCUCCAGAUGGAAGGUAUGUUGCAGUCUCAAGUCGGGGCAACUUCUACUUAACCUGGGAGCCUGGUCAGCCAUUCUGGCAGCCACAUAAUAGAGCAGUUGCCAGAAGAAUACAGAACAUGGGAUGGAGAGCUGACGGUGGUCUGUGGCUUCUUGUUCGUGGAGGUGGUCUUUAUCUCAGCAAGGGCACAGGGUUAACUGAAGAAUUUGAGGAGGUUCCUGUUCAAAGCCGGGGUUUUGGCAUUCUUGAUGUUGGAUAUCGUUCAACGGAUGAAGCUUGGGCAGCAGGAGGAAGUGGUAUUCUUUUGAGAACUACUAAUGGUGGCAAGUCAUGGAUCCGCGACAAAGCUGCCGACAACAUUGCUGCAAAUUUAUACUCAGUAAAGUUCAUUGAUGACAAGAAGGGAUUUGUACUGGGGAAUGAUGGAGUCUUGCUUCGCUACCUUGGAUAG
This is a messenger RNA of Sphenostylis stenocarpa, 1179 nucleotides long. The record is from the annotation of a GenBank genome assembly. NCBI's taxonomy places the organism in Eukaryota, Viridiplantae, Streptophyta, Magnoliopsida, Fabales, Fabaceae.